Molecule: messenger RNA, 2321 nt
Organism: Brassica napus (rape)
Lineage: Eukaryota; Viridiplantae; Streptophyta; Magnoliopsida; Brassicales; Brassicaceae
Product: protein Brevis radix-like 1
Exons: 5
Coding region: 1285-2274 (329 amino acids)
Source: RefSeq, a predicted model, not a curated record
AGAAAUAUUUAACAUUUCAUUUGAGAUUUUGAUUGAAAACAACUAAAGACGAAGAGUUAAUUCUUGACACUCCUUUCUUCUUCGAUUCUUACUUCACAUUCUUUUUUCUUUUGACUCGGUUCCUUUUUUUCUGGACAUGCAUCAAGAUUGUUUCAUCAAUUGAAGCUAACUCUUUUUAUUUUCUUGGUGUUUUAGCUCUUUGGUGUGUCUCCAAACACGUGACUGGUAACGAUUCCACUGUGAUGAUUUUGCAAAUAGUUUAACUUUCUUUACUUCUGGUUGUAAGAAACUCUAGUGUCUCUUUCUUCGGUUUUAAAUGACCACGAGAGGAUCAGGAGAAAACAUAUUAAUUUGUUUUUUUCUUAGUUAUAGCACUAUCUUAUAUUUUCCUUAUGUGUUCCCUAAAUAUGUAUAGAGACAUAUAUAUUUAAAUGUCAGAAACUUCUGCGCAAAAACAAAUAUUCUUUGAAACUUUUGAUUUGUGUGGGAGGAAGGAUGAGGUGAGGUCUUUACCCCUCUUUAUUAGACCACUUUCUACUAAAAAGCAGAAACUAAAUAUUUAUAUUUUUUUAGACCAUCGCUUGUCUCUAUCAAGUUCAUCUUUAAACUAUUUUGUUAUAAUUCUAAAGACAAAAAAUUGAUCUACCCUGGUGCUUGGGACAAUCCUAUAAUUUUCUCUUCGUCUUUGGGGGUCCUUUCCUCCGGUCUCCAAAUUAAUUAAUCUUCGACCACUCUUGUCUUUAUCAAGAUUAUUGCCCCUAAUAAUGAACCUUCAUAUCUUGUUUUUUUUUGUUAAUUUAGAAUAAUAUACAGUACAUUUAAAACUUGUAUCCUUUUGAGUUCCUUAAUUUCUUGAAAAUAUUUUAAAGAAUACUAUUUCUUAAUCUUAAUGGGGGGGGGGGAUUAAAGUUUAAACUACAUUAAAAAUCAUUGUGUCGAGUGGUUGUGAUCAGAACAUAAUUCUUUAAAUAAUUUAUCCAUAUGAUGUAUUCAUGAUUCGGACCAUUCGAUUCAAAUGUUUACUACAUCUAUGGCCCUUUUUAUUAUUGAACUUUCACCAACUUUCCAUUAGCUGAGUUGCUUAUCUAAUGUAUUAAUUAAGCCCUACACUUAUUGAUAUCGGAUUGUUGGUAACUACUGUCUAGCAUUGCUUAACUUUGUUUUAUAAGUAUGUAUAUCCAUCUUUAUCUAUGAGUAAUGGUGUUUAGUUGUGAUGUUUUGUAACACACUGUUUAUAUGGUAUAUAGGGCUUAAAAGGCAGAGGGCAUAAAGAAGAGUGCAAAGAUGUUUACUUGCAUAAACUGUACAAAAAUGGUAGACAGAGAUGAAGAAGAUGAAGAUGUAGCCCGUGGGAGCACUACUCCCAACACCAAAGAAGCUGUUAAAAGCCUAACUACACAGAUCAAAGACAUGGCGUCAAAAUUUUCUGGUACCUCUAAACAAUCCAAGCCACCCUCAGGCUCCUCAAGCACCAACUUGAGGAAAGAACAGAGAAAGUAUCCGGAUUUCGACGCUGCAUCUGAUAGUGUUCCAUACCCUUAUAUGGGUGGUGGAAGCACAAGUUCCACUCCUGCUUGGGACUUCCCAAACUCCUCUCACCAUCAAGUUGAACGGGCAGAUUCAAGAUUCACAUCAAUGUAUGGCGGUGAACGCGAUUCAGUCUCUGCUCAGUCGUGUGAUGUGGUACUAGAGGAUGACGAGCCAAAAGAGUGGGUGGCUCAAGUAGAGCCUGGUGUUCACAUUACAUUCGUCUCACUUCCUAGUGGAGGAAAUGAUCUUAAACGGAUACGUUUCAGCCGGGAUGUGUUUGACAAGUGGCAAGCUCAGAGGUGGUGGGGUGAGAACUACGAUAGAAUAGUUGAGCUUUACAAUGUUCAGAGAUUUAACCGGCAAGCCCUUCAAACCCCUGGUGGAUCCGAAGACCAGUCGCAGAGAGAUUCAACUUACACAAGAAUCGAAUCAGCAAGAGAAAGCAGAGACUGGACUCCAAGAAACAACUACAGGCCUCCAGGUGGUAGCAGCAUCCCACAUCAGUUUUACGGAGCUUCAAUGGACGCAGCACGAGACGAACCGCCUUCCCUCAGUAACGCUAGUGAGAUGCAAGCAGAGUGGAUUGAAGAGGACGAUCCUGGGGUUUACGUUACCAUCAGACAGUUACCAGACGGAACCAGAGAGUUACGCCGUGUCAGAUUCAGUCGGGAACGGUUUGGGGAAGUGCAUGCUAAGACAUGGUGGGAGCAGAACAGAGACAGGAUACAAACACAAUAUCUCUAACUAAGUGAGGGAAAAAGAGAGUCCACUUUUGAUCUUCUUUAACACAG